AUGAGUAGGUAUUUCGAUCUGAAGAGCUGGUACGUAAAUGCUGACUGCUGUGGCGUGAACUUCCGUACUGGGAGUGCUUUCUUCACCAAGAACGGUGUCAACCUCGGCGUUGCUUUUCGGGAUGUUAAGGGCAAACUUUACCCAUCCAUCGGCCUGAAAAAGAACGGAGAACACAUCCGAGUCAACUUCGGCCAGACGCCUUUCGUUUAUGGCAUCGACGGCAUGAUGAAGGCCGAGAUUGAGCGCAUCAAGAAGGAGAUAUCUGAGACGAGCACCUCUAAUCUCGCACCACCAUUGAGCGAGACAGAGCUCAUUCAGUCAUUAGUGCUGCAAUUUCUGCAACAUGACGGAUACGUCGAGACGGCAAGAGCUUUUGCCGAGGAGAUCCAGGCGCAGAAGAAAGCGCUCAGUCUAGAUCCUAACGAGAAGAUCGAAGGCAUUAACAUUACGGAUGACGAAGAUGCCAACAAUCGCCAAAGGAUUCGACGAGCUAUCCUGGAGGGGGACAUUGACCGAGCUCUCAAGCACACGAAGGCCUAUUAUCCUCAGGUGCUAAUCGACAAUGAGCAAGUCUAUUUCCGCCUACGUUGCCGAAAGUUUAUUGAGAUGAUUCGACGUGAAGCCGAGAUGAACCUGAUCGAGGAGAAGCGGAGUAAUGGUCACACUCACACCGAGGACAUGGAGCUGGAUGAGGCAGCGACCUGGGAGCAGAUGGACACAGAGGAUAGCGGGGAUGGCCAGGUCAAUGCCGAUGACCUAACGUUGGAAACACUCGCAUACGGCCAGUCACUACGUGCUGAGUUUGCCGAUGACCCCCGAAGAGAAGUCAGCAAGGCACUGAACGAAAUCUUUGCCUUGAUGGCCUACCAAAAUCCACUAAAGGAGAAAGAGGUUGCACAUCUUCUCGAUAGGAAAGGAAGGGUGACUGUCGCCGAGGAGCUGAACUCGGCUAUCCUACAAUCUCUUGGCAAGUCGUCCCGAGCAGGUCUGGAGAAUCUAUAUUCUCAAACGAGCGUUCUUCUUGAAGAUCUCAGACAAGAUGGCGGCCCCGGCGCCUUUGUCACUCUCCAGAGCAUCAUUGAUGAUAUCCCAAAGAACCAGCCUUUUUAG
Molecule: messenger RNA, 1110 nt
Organism: Phaeoacremonium minimum UCRPA7
Lineage: Eukaryota; Fungi; Ascomycota; Sordariomycetes; Togniniales; Togniniaceae
Product: putative ran-binding protein
Exons: 7
Coding region: 1-1110 (369 amino acids)
Biological process (GO): cytoskeleton organization; cell surface receptor signaling pathway
Cellular component (GO): cytoplasm
Molecular function (GO): protein binding
Source: RefSeq, a predicted model, not a curated record